Messenger RNA from Dermacentor andersoni, 2559 nucleotides. RefSeq names its product neprilysin-1-like. Gene Ontology annotation, biological process: protein processing. Gene Ontology annotation, cellular component: plasma membrane. Lineage: Eukaryota; Metazoa; Arthropoda; Arachnida; Ixodida; Ixodidae. The record is from RefSeq and is a predicted model, not a curated record. Gene Ontology annotation, molecular function: metalloendopeptidase activity.
AUGGCGAGGAAGCGCAAGCGCAAGGGCGCUAGCAAGAAAGCCAGCGUGCGCGAACGAGAGAUAACCGCUUCUGCAUUCCCAGCUGCGCCGGUGACGCAAGCGGACGCCGGGACACGGGAGGAAGAGAAGUGCGACCAGGAAGCUGCCAGUCACGAGAAGACCCACCACGCCGAAGCUCUUGCGGGAGAGACGUCGACGCCUAGGGAAGGCGUGCCAGACGGGAUCACCGCCAAGCACGCGGGUCUCCGAGAACUUGCAGAGCACGACGAACGUGCUGGACAGCUGACCACCACGGCGGACAAGAAGAGCACCGCAGGCGCUGACGACUCGGCAUCACCCGCUCCGGUCGCUGAGCCGGGAUGCGUCGCAUCCAGAGACCCUGAAAGAGCGGGACCCUCAAGCGAAGGCAGCCACUGUCCCAUCGGUGACGCGGACAGCGGUGCUUCCGUACCGACUACUAAUCAUAGGAGCGAAACCACGACGCAGAUCAUCAUCAUCGGCGUCGCUCUGCUGCUUUUCGUCGUAGUACUCUCGAGAAACUUCCUACCCGUGGAAGACAACGCGUAUCGCGCAGAGAAUAUUGUGUCGCCGAACCACAGCGUGUGUCGAACAAGCGCCUGCACGGAGUAUUCGAGGCGCCUGCAGCAUUCCCUCUCCACCAAGGCCAAUCCAUGCUACAACUUCUACCGCUACGUCUGCGACUCGUGGAGCGACUCGUCCGGUAGCAUCCUGUCCAUGACGAGCGAGCGUCUCAAGACGCACGUGCUACGCAGCUGGAUCGACGGCGACACGAUCGCUCUCAGGCGGGUCGGCGAAAUGACGCUGCUCGCAGCGUCACUGUUCCGUUCCUGCGUCUCCGGGAACAGUCUUCGAAGCGUCUCUUCUGACGGCAUGGCCGAGCUUCGAGCACUUAUGGAUCAGCGGGGCCUUAAGUGGCCGAGUGCUUCAGCGUCCACCCCGCCAACGCGGGACCUUCUGGGAAUGCUUGUUGACUGGACUCUCAACUGGAACGUAGACGUCUGGUUCUCGCUGCGAGUGAUUCUCGCCGACACGCCUCGCCACAGGUUCACGUUUCACGUGCGCCACAGCGCAGCGCUCCGGCGGUGGUCCAAGGAACGAGCUGCCCUGGAAGCUGCGGAAAAGCACGUAGCCUUCGUGACCGCCUACGCCAGGGAGUUUGGGACCAGCAACGCCGAGGGAUUCGACCGCGCAGUUCAGGACGUCUUAGAGACAGAGCCGGAGAUCGAGAAAUUUCUGACCGACUACACGCCCGAACGUGAGCUCGCCGGUGACGGCUCCAAUCAGAAGAAAACAGAAACGGACGCCGAGCGUUGGAGAAGCGCGGUUCACCGUAGCCUGGGGCCUUCCGCUCACAACGUCUCCACAGGGGACAUCGCAUUAAUCUCCAGCCAAGGUCUUAUCGCCGCGGUGGCCAUUUUGCUGUCCAGAGACGCCAAGAGGGAGAAAUACUAUUCGUCUAUAGGCUGGGCGGUGGCCAGAGAGCUGGGUCGCCUCGUCAGCGGCAGUUUGAGGGAACUACACGGCAUGACGAGCACUGACCUGCUGCUGUGGUGUUGGGACAGGAUGGACAAGUUGACCAGCAGCGCUCUUGUGGCGCCGUUCUACAGGAGCACGCCACUGGGCAGCGCAGCGGCGUUAUCGCGAGAGCUUUUCGACACGUUUCGAAGCAGCGUCUCUCUGGCCCUUAGCGAAAAUUCGUGGAUGGACUAUCGGACGAAGCAGAUCGCGUCCUCAAGGAUAGCGACCUUGUCGCUCGCCUUCGGGUUUGCCAAGGGAACCGUGCCUCACGUUCCGCGCGUUGACCAGCCGUCAAAAAGCAACGGAAACGAAACACUAUUUCGUGCUUGGAAAAGAGCAACCACUACCUACCAAUCUUUGUCCUUGGAGGCAAAGGCGAGCUUGCAUUCCUACGAACUGCUCAUGAGCAACGCCUUCUUCCACGGCGGCACGGCCACGGUUCGGCUGCAGCCAGCGCUGCUGCAGAUGCCCCUGUACGCAGACACAUUGCCUGUCAGCUUGCGGUACGCGGGCCUUGGAUACGUCCUCGUGCAUCAGAUGAUGCACGCCCUAAGCGACAUCUUCCCCUUACUGGAAGAAGACCUGCGAGACCCAAAUUUGCAGAGUCAUCCGUCAAUUCAGGAGCGCAACCGACGCGUCCAGUGCCUGCGAAGCUUCCAUCGUGAAGCGUCGGCGUCCGUGGACGACACCUUCAGCAGCCACAACUACUCGGACUGGUUCUGCGACUUCGCCGCUGCGCCGCACCUUUACGCCGCGGCGUUCGGGCCGCCAGGCUCGGGCCGUCCGAGCCGCGCCCAGCAGGAAGAAAGGCUCGCGGGCAUCGAAGAGCUCAGCGCCGAGCAGCUCUUCUUCGUGGGUCUCUGUUCGACGCUGUGCGCGAACCCGAAACCCGACAGCGGCCCUUCGCCAGCCGAGGCGAGGUGCAACGUGCCGCUCAUGCACAUGGCCCAGUUCGGGAGCGCCUUUCAAUGUGCCCCGGGGCUACCCAUGACCCCGACCACGCGCUGCUCCUUCUGGUGA